Messenger RNA from Vigna unguiculata (cowpea), 1968 nucleotides. RefSeq names its product putative WRKY transcription factor 3. NCBI's taxonomy places the organism in Eukaryota, Viridiplantae, Streptophyta, Magnoliopsida, Fabales, Fabaceae. Gene Ontology annotation, molecular function: sequence-specific DNA binding; DNA-binding transcription factor activity. Gene Ontology annotation, biological process: regulation of DNA-templated transcription. The record is from RefSeq and is a predicted model, not a curated record.
GUUGGGCAAAGAAGGCGUGGACUUUUUGAUACAUUUUCUUCAUUCAGAUCCACCAAACCAAACCAAACCCAUCACACAGAAUCACGUAAAACACCCAACUCAAAAGCUUCAAACUUUUUCAGUUUUUCCAAAUUAAGACACAGUGAAAGAAAAGGAAAAGAGUUGCAAAGUUUUCUUCUUUUUUGUUUCUUGAAAGUCAGAGAAAAGUUUGAAGCUUUCUUUCCUCUGUUGGAUUAUUCAACUGGGAUGGCGGGCGGCGGAAGUGGGGACCGGCCACCGUGGAAGGAGGCGGCGCCGCCUCGACCCACCAUCAGUCUCCCUCCAAGGGCUGCUUCCAUGGAGACCCUUUUCAAUGGCGGCUUCAGUCCUGGUCCCAUGACUCUUCUCUCUGGCUUUUUGACCGAUGGGGAUGACAGCAACAAGUCCUUCUCUCAGCUCCUCGCCGGAGCCAUGGCUUCUCCGGUGACCUCCACCGUCGCCGUACACGACUCGUAUGGCCUCUUUUCACCUUCCCAGAUGUCAUUUGGAAUGACACACCAGCAGGCACUAGCCCAAGUUUCAGUGCAGGCUUCACAAGCUAACUCAAACAUGCAUAUUCAGGCUGAACAUUCACUAUCAUCACCUACCUCAUUCACACAGGUUCCUGCAGCUACUUCCAACACCACACAACAGCUGGUUCCACCCUUAAAUGCAGAUUCUUGGGCCACAAUGACUGAAUCCACUGAUCAUUCUCACUCUGAACAAAAGUUGCAAUCUUCAUCGCUGAAUGUUGAUAAGCCUGCAGAUGAUGGAUACAACUGGAGGAAGUAUGGACAGAAACAGGUGAAGGGUAGUGAAUUUCCUCGAAGUUAUUACAAAUGCACGCAUCCACACUGUCCUGUCAAGAAAAAGGUUGAGCGUUCCCUUGAGGGUCAUGUUACUGCAAUUAUUUAUAAAGGAGAACACAAUCAUCAACGUCCUCAUCCUAAUAAACGCUCAAAAGAUUCUGUGGCUUCAAAUGAACAUUCAAAUAUGCAAGGGAAUGCUUCUUCUUAUCAAGGGAUGGCUAAGAUGGAUCCAGAGUCAAGUCAGGCAACAGCUGAUCAUCUAUCAGGAAGUGACAGUGAGGAAGUUGGUGAUCAUGAAGCUGCAGAUGAUGAGAAAAAUGUUGAGCCUGACCCCAAGAGGAGUAAAACAGAAGCCACAAAUUUGGAUCCAGCAUCUUCGCAUAGGACGGUCACUGAGCCUAGAAUCAUUGUGCAAACAACAAGUGAAGUUGAUCUUUUAGAUGAUGGUUACAGAUGGCGAAAAUAUGGGCAGAAAGUUGUGAAAGGCAACCCUUAUCCGAGGAGCUAUUACAAAUGUACAACACCAGGUUGUAAGGUCCGAAAGCAUGUGGAGAGGGCUUCAACAGAUCCUAAAGCUGUGAUAACAACAUAUGAAGGAAAACACAACCAUGAUGUUCCAGCUGCUAAGACCAGCAGCCAUGUUAUGGCAGGUAACAACACUUCACAGAUAAAGUCACAGAAUUCCAAUCAUAGAAGACAAAGUUUUGGCAGCAGAGAUAUUGGUGGCAAUGAACAACAGCCUGUUGCAAGGCUAAGGUUGAAGGAAGAGCAGAUAACCUAGUAUGUGCUGGAAGAACUUGAUUCCAUGUUUUGUUUUCAUGCUCAUUGCAUUCUUUUUUAGUCUUAGGCCUAAGUUUUGAUCAUGGCCUAUCAGUGCAAUCCCUAAUAAACAAAUGGUUCAACACUUUUCUCUUCCUGGCUUCUCCCACAAACACAUCAUGAUGAAAGAGGUAAGGGCAGAAAAAAGGGUUUAUUUGCACAGUGAAGUGAACACAGGUUUUGGACGAUUCUGUACUAUUUGUAUCUUUUGUGUACAUUGAAAAUUUAUGUUAUGUUUUUUAAUAUAGCUGCUCAUCAUUUCAUAGUGUAAUUCCUUGUUAUUUGAUAUAUUUUUUUGAAAGAUGUGAAAUUUUUGGAUCCC